CGUAGAAGGGUCAACGGGUUGCCCAUGUGUUCACUUUGGUCGGUACGCUCGCCAUUCUUCAUCGCUCUCGACUCAGGGAAGAGUAGGUCGGACGUUUGAUUUGUCUGACUGAGCGCAGACACGGACGUGUUCCCACAUCUUUCGAAGAAGGCCUAGAAUUUGAGCUUGAAUAAUUGGGACCAUGGCUUCCAGUUCUGAACAGAUUUUCCAAGCAGAAGAUCGAGGAGAAGUUCUCAUCCUUACCGCUACAACGGCAACUAAUCAUCACCGGGAAGGCGACACGAUGUUAGACACUUGCGUCUUAGACUACCUCGUGAAACGUGGCUUUCACCAAACCGCAGAUGCGUUGAUGCGAGAGGGGAAUCUAUCUCAUCCUGAUCAGACAGGUCCACCUGUAGACCUACCACAAAGCCUCAUCUUGGAGUGGUGGAAUGCGUUCUGGUUAAUCUAUCAUGCGAAACGCCAUGGGGACUCAGGCGCAGAUGAUGCAGGGCGAUAUGUACGGGAGCGUGAGGCAAGAGAAGAAUUAAGGCCUAGUAUGGAUGACGCAAGGACGUAUACGCAGCACCUUCGGAAGCAAGAAGCGUUGAAGCAUACUCUUACAAAGCGGAAUCAAGGGGCCAUUGAGCAAUGUCCGCUUGAUUGAACAUUCCGCAUAAGGACAAUGCGAGGUGAGCGACGAUGUAUAUCUCCAUGGUAUACUACCACCGUGACGUUCACCAGAACCAUGGCUACUGAAGAGGAUAAAGGAAUGCUUCGCACAUUAAUUGUUCUCACCACUCGCCACAAUCUCGCUGUGUCUCACGUUGACCGUGGUUUCCUGCCAUCUAUUUGUUAUUUGCUUUUCAAUGUACUGUUGAUGACCCAGAUGUGCAACAAACUGUUUCAGGUCAUCAUCUU
This is a messenger RNA of Somion occarium, 900 nucleotides long. The record is from the annotation of a GenBank genome assembly. Lineage: Eukaryota; Fungi; Basidiomycota; Agaricomycetes; Polyporales; Cerrenaceae.